Nerophis lumbriciformis (worm pipefish) is the source of this 6180-nucleotide messenger RNA. NCBI's taxonomy places the organism in Eukaryota, Metazoa, Chordata, Actinopteri, Syngnathiformes, Syngnathidae. The record is from RefSeq and is a predicted model, not a curated record.
GGGGUUUUUUUAAUAAACAAUUGAUGAUUUUUGUUGUUUGUUAUAAUUACAACAUUGGACAAGACUACUUCGAAAUGGGAUUGUCAAGCAAAGCACAUAAGAAAUACGCUGCGUGGGACGCGCACAGAGGGGGAAGACAAUCCCGGAAAUAACACGCGUACACGCAGCCUGUCACGUACGCUCAGGAGUGGAUUUGCAUUGCUGUGGGCUGCCACACCCAACUCAACCUCAAAAUGUUUCUACAAUAGUGCACGCCACCAGACAGCUUGGAGGUGGAGGGAUGCUUGUGAAGGACAAACAAAAGUCGGACCUGAAAGUGGUUGCAACAGAGCUCCUUUCCGUCACGGCACCCAGCGGCUCGGCAAGAAGAUGAAGCGCGGACGUGGGCUACGUGCACAUCCUACGGCGCAUGAUGAGAUGAAAUGGAGCGUUGGGGGCUGGAGGACCUUUUAAAGCCGAGAUCAGUCACAGCUUCAGCGCCUCAGGAUAAAAGGAUCAGCGGACAGCAGCUUGCCUGUCCACCGGUAGAAAUUGUGUACACUUACCCGGCGGACAUGGGGCUCAAUGGUUUGUGCGGGCCAGCAAUCGGAGGUCCGAACACUGAAGAUUUUCUCGCAAGUCUAGCCGACCCCCCUGGACUCACGACCCCGACGAAACAAUGCAGAACCGGCGCGCCGCUCUACAACGGUGAUGUCGCAUCUCCGUCUAUGGAGGGGAGCCCACCAGGUGCGUUAGCUCAUACACCAAACCCAGCGCAGAUAAAGUGCACAGCAGGGACCCCCGUGUACCCCCUGAGCAGCAGAGCCUGUCUAGUGGAGAAUGGGGACCCUGUUUUGAUGAGGAGGACCAACAAUGAACUUAGAGCCAGACAACUUAAAAGGAGAGGUGGAGAGAACCGGGACUUGGGAUCUGAGACACUAGAUUUAAGCUGUUCAGAAGAUUCAGUUUUUGCCAUAGGGGAGUCUGACUUGAAGCGGAGGAGGUUGGCCGAUGGAAGUAUUGCUCACAAAUGUUCCAGGGUGACUGCCGACUGCAGUAAAAGUUGCUAUGGUAACCAGGUGAUUUCCAGUCCUUGUGUCGCUCCCCAGACACCCCUCACCCCUGCGCUCCCCCCGAGUAUCCAACACAACAUAUAUCAGGUGGCAACCCCCGGCCUGCACGGUCAGACCUCCCCCUUGGAGGAAAACGGCAUCCUGACUUUGUCCCCUCCAGAGGCGGCCGGCUGGUCGGCGGAACACAUCGCCCUGCAGUACAUCGUGCCCUGCAUGAAGUACUACGGCAUAUUUGUGAAAGACGACUUCCUCGGCUGUACGCUGGGCGAGCGGGUCUUGGAGGAGGUCGAAGUCUUAAACCAAAGCGGGAAAUUCCGGGGCGGACAGCUGGUGAGCCAAAAAGGCAUUCCCUCUCGAAGCAUCCGGGGCGACCAGAUUGCCUGGGUGGAAGGACAUGAGACUGGAUGUAAGAACAUUGGGACGCUGAUGACCCAUAUUGAUGAAGCUGUCAUGCACAGCGCGGCCAACGGACAGCUGGGGGACUGCGUCAUUAACGGACGGACGAAGGCCAUGGUUGCUUGUUACCCAGGUAACGGUGCCGGUUAUGUCCGUCAUGUGGAUAACCCUAAUGGCGAUGGACGCUGCAUUACGUGUAUCUACUAUCUGAACAAGAACUGGGACGUCAAGAUGCAAGGAGGGUUGCUGCAGAUCUACCCUGAAGGCAAAAAUGUGGUUGCAAACAUUGAACCCUUGUUUGAUCGACUGCUAAUCUUCUGGUCCGACCGCCGGAACCCACACGAAGUCAAACCAGCCUUUGCUACUCGCUAUGCCAUCACAGUCUGGUACUUUGAUGCCAAAGAGCGAGCAGAGGCGAAGGAGAAAUAUAGACUGGCAACGGGACAGAAAGGUGUUCAGGUGCCUGUCAGUCAGACCAGCAGGGCAUGAAUCUCAUCUUAAUGACCGGAGAGCAAGCAUGGAAGCACCAUGUGUCUUUCUGAGCUCUUAAUGGACGUCAUAAAGGAAGUCGCUGUUAAACUGUCACUCCUUUCUGCAUUUAUGGAGCGUAGCGGAUACAAAGUCUUGCGGCUUGGUGAUAUGAGAGGAAACAAGUGGUCCUCUUCUUCAAAAAAAUCUGACUUCUCACAGGUUUUUUUGUCUGCAUUUAGUGAUAUGUCAGGUCAAAGAGGAGAAACUACAAUACAGCGAGGAGAAUGUGGUACUUGUUCAUUCAGUACUGACUUUACACACGAAGCUGAGUUAUUGCGAUCUUUCAAAUGAGAGAGGCAUAUUAAACAUUUCAGGACAGAAUUUCAAUAAUGCACAUAGCAUGAGGAAAAACUUUACAUAUGGGGAUCUCUGUAGAAUCGAUGUGGACAGAUCACACAUCAUAGUCUCAAACAGGGUCUCAUGUAAUUGUGUGCGUGUCAUACACCUUUAUGCAUACCUCGUACUUGUUUAAAAAACCAGUAGAAUGUAAAAACAAGUUGACUUUAUAUGCUUAACUGUGUUUCAUUGUAUCCAUUAAACGAUAACCUAUCGUAUUCACAAUAUGCAAAGUAUGUGAAAAUACUGUCAAAACAUCACAAAAUGCCACAAUAUCAGAUGGCCAUUUAGAAUAUUCUGCUCCGAAACUCUUCGGCAAUUUCCGUAGAUUCUGGGUCAGAUGACGUCACGGUGCACUCUGACUAUAUCAGCCGAUCAGUCAUACUGGAAAUGUGCAAACACUAGAAAGAGAUGUGCUGUCUAUCAAUCACAAAUCCUAUACAAGACAUCAAAACGUUUUUCUUUUUUUAUGCAUUCUAAGUCGUAAAUUUAGAAAAAAAAAAGUUUGCUAAUAAUUGAGUCAGUUGGAGCUCUCUAUUCCGCCCACAAAACCCCAAUAACCAUCCAAAACCCACCAACAACACUCUAUUUACAUAUCGUGAUAUCGACCUGAAAUAUAACCAAAUAGCAAUAUUGUUAUUAUAAGCUCUUACGCAGACUAUUUUUUAGCCGCACAUUGAUAAGCACAAAAUGCCGCUCAUCUGGAUAUUAGGAGAAUUUAGCAAUGAAUCUAAAAUGUGUUUAUCUGAUACAUUCAAUUUAUACCCGGAGAUGGAGACAAAGACACGACAACUGAAGAUGGUGUCCUUUUAACCCUUUGUGUUUAUUAUGAUUAUCAUUAAUAUAAAUUAGAAAAUGUGGACAUCCUGUCAGUCGUCAUCGCAGUGAGAGCAGACAUUGUACAGUAAGCUAUCAUUUUUUAAUCUCUGCAGUUUGUAUUUCUUGUUUAGCACUUAGCAAUACUGCUACAUGAUGCUUAGUGUAUCGCUGAAGUUGGAUCUGUUUAGCAGAGCUUCUAAAACUUGUAGCUCACCCCCCCUUAUAUUUAGGAUAAAAAACAUUAAGGUUCCGGAUCAUAAUUUUUCCCACAGUAAUUGUUGUUGGCUCUCACAAAUUCUGUAUGAGUUGCAUUGUUGUUGGUGGGAAAGGGAUCUGUGUGUUCCACUUGUGGCUGGCUUGCUCAUUAUCUCUCAAAAUGGCCCGGGAAUCUCCUGUGAGAUGGAUACAAUUUCGAUCAUAUUUAUUUUCUCGCAGACUUUGGUAGUCUUUUGGUGUCAUAAACCAGAUAUACAGUAUAUGAUAACAGCUUCAAUAUAGAGGCAACUUGUUUUUCUAUUCUACCGGUACUUUGAACAUGACAAAAACAGUACAAAAGUGCAUUGCAGAAAAUGUAACUAAAAGAGGUAACUACUGUAGAUGCUGUAAUUAUAGAAUGUAUUUACUGGAAUCGCAGUUGUAAACAUCAGUAUUGCAAGUUUUAGCAUGCAUGAGUUUCACAACUUUUGGACACCUGAUGACAAUACAAGAUUCUGACGUUAAUUGAAUAAAGGCCCUAAUUGGAGCAUUUACGAUAUACAGUAUUUAGAAUGAAAAAAGGAUAGUGCACACUUAGAGCCACACCUGUAUUAUGCAAAACAAUAUGAGCGCUAAUAUUACAAAAAGUCAUAGACUAGUUAAUUCACAAUUAUACUAUGCGUCAUUGAAAAAUACAUAACCCAUGAAACAUUUGAUUCUGAAGUGAAAACUGAUCAUUGUUAGCUUUUUAAUACAUCUUUUGUAUUAGAUUAGAAUAUAGUGGUGUGUUCAAUCCUCAUUAGUCAGACAAUUCAUUCAAAACAUGUUUAGUACUAAGCACAAGUUUUGGCACACUCACUAUAUGUGAGCUGCAGCAUUGCGUAUGUGUGUGUGUACAAGUGUGACUCUUCAAAUGUGUGUUUGAACACAUUAGAACUACUGUUUUGAUGGUGGUUACAGGUGUUGUGUUAGCCUGGUUUAGGGGGGAAAAAGUUUAUUUUACAAAAAAGCACUUUAUCGAGUGAAAUGUGACUGUUACCAGGCAGUUGAAAUAGUAUGUAAAAAGCAAAAAAAAAAAAAAAAAAAAAGGCCAGCCAGUGCCAGAUAAAGCUAAUCUUGACUUGCUGUAGUGGUUGAAGAAAGCGCAAUAAUGUAUGUUUUUUUUUGUUUUUUUAAUGACUGACAACAAUCAAACUUUGUGAAAUGCUGUGUGAAUGAUUAAAAAAAAAUAAAAAUUUAAACUCAGUGUAAGAUUGACUUCAUGGUGUGGUUAUUUAUGGUCAUUGAAAUGCAACAUAUGAAGUGGAACAUGUUUGCUUUUUUAAUUUCUAAUGUAAAAAAUAUGCUAUGAAACAUUAAUUUUAGAACAUACAAUUCAUUUGCUACUACAAAACCAGUGAAGUUGGCACAUUGUGUAAUUGUAAAUAAUCAUUUGCAAAUCUUUUCCAACUUAUAUUCAAUUGAACAGACUGCAAAGACAAGAUAUUUAAUGUUCGAACGGAGAAACUUUUUUUUUUGCAAAUAAUCAUUAACUUAGAGUUUAUUGGCAGCAAGACAUUGCAAAAAAGUUGGCACAUGGGCAUUUUUACCACUGUGUUACAUGGCCUUUCCUUUUAAUAACACUGUAAAUGUUUGGGAACUGAGGGGACUAAUUUUUGAAGCUUUUCAGGUGGAAUUAUUUUUCCAUUCUUGCUUGAUGUACAGCUUAAGUUGUUCAACAGUCUGCGUUGUGGUAUCUUACGCCUCAUAAUGCGCCACACAUUUUCAAUGGAAGACAGGUCUGGACUACAGGCCGGCCAGUCUAGUACCCGCACUCUUUUACUAUGAAGCCACGCUGUUGUAAUACGUGUCUUGGCAUUGUCUUGCUGAAAUAAGCAGGGGCAUCCAUGAUAAUGUUGCAUGGAUGGCAACAUAUGUUGCUCCAGAACCUGUAUGUACCUUUCAGCAUUAAGUGUGCCUUCACAGAUGUGUAAGUUACCCAUGCCUUGGGCACUAAUACACCCCCAUACCAUCACAUAUGCUGGCUUUUGAACUUGGCGCCUAGAACAAUCCGGAUGGUUCUUUUCUUCUUUGGUCCAGAGGAUACGAUGUCCACAGUUUCCAAAAACAAUUUGAAAUGUGGACUCGUCAGACCACAGAACACUUUUCCACUUUGCAUCAGUCCAUCUUAGAUGAGCUAGGGCCCAGCGAUGCCGGCAGCGUUUCUGGGUGUUGUUGAUAAAUUGUUUUCCCUUCGCAUAGUAGAGUUUUAACUUGCACUUACAGAUGUAGCGACGAACUGUAGUUACUGACAGUGGUUUUCUAAAGUAUUCCUGAGCCCAUGUGGUGAUAUCCUUUACACACAGAUGUUGCUUUUUUCUGGUUUUCUGAAGUGUUCUGAGCCCAUGUGGUGAUAUCCUUUACACACUGAUGUCGCUUUUUGAUGCAGUAUCGCCUGAGGGAUCGAAAAUCCGUAAUAUCAUCGCUUACAUGCAGUAAUUUCUCCAGAUUUUCUGAACCUUUUGAUGAUAUUUCUGACUGUAGAUGGUGAAAUCCCUAAAUUCCUUGCAAUAGCUCGUUGAGAAAUGUUGUUUUUAAACUGUUGGACAAUUUGCUCACGCAUUUGUUCACAAAGUGGUGACCCUCGCCCCAUCCUUGUUUGUGAAUGACUGAGCAUUUCAUUAAAGCUGCUUUUAUACCCAAUCAUGGCACCCACCUGUUCCCAAUUAGCCUGUUCACCUGUGGGAUGUUCCAAAUAAGUGUUUGAUGAGCAUUCCUCAACUUCCUCAGUCUUUUUUGCCUCUUGUGCCAUGUUUUUUGAAACAUGUUGCAUGCAUCAAAUUCCAAAUGAGCUAAUAUUUGCAAAAAAUAA